This is a messenger RNA of Octopus sinensis (East Asian common octopus), 993 nucleotides long. RefSeq lists its product as uncharacterized. The record is from RefSeq and is a predicted model, not a curated record. Bases 128 to 943 code for a protein of 271 amino acids. Lineage: Eukaryota; Metazoa; Mollusca; Cephalopoda; Octopoda; Octopodidae. The transcript has 8 exons.
UAAAGGCUUAAAAGAGAAAGGAAACCUGUCAGUUUACCCGGUCCAAAUCGGAAGUGGAUUAUUUUCGGUCGACACCGGCCACCAUUUUUCUGACUUUAUUUUGACAAUUUCAACCAAAUCCUUCUGAAUGAACAUCUGUUUAUUGUUGUGGCAAGUCAUCUUUCUAGUGAACAUCUAUUCAGUGAAAACAGCAUGUUUACGUGAUCGAGCCCGGAUAGUUCGCGAAAUACUUCGCAAGAGAAUCUUCAAAUCUUUCAAAGACACCAAAGUUGACAUGCCAUAUUCCUGCCCAUUCACAGAAGAGCGAGAUGUCUACAUUAUACAAGAACGGCAGAAAUAUAUGAAGUCUUUAACCAAAUGGCAUUGCUCCUUCUGUGGCAAAGAAUUCUAUGGAGAAAACUAUCUCGACAAACACUUUGAUAACAGACACCCACAAUAUGUCCGAACGGGGAAUGACUCGGUGUGUCUGGCAGACUAUUGUGAUGUCUUCCGUUGUGAAAUCCUUUCUGGUGCUCUGGAACCAAAUUAUUGGGACAUGGCAUUGUGUCUUGAAGAUGACAUGUUUGAGCUUCAACAGAAAUGUAUGGAAGUAAUCAAAGAAUGCAUCCCCUCCACAGCAUCUACAAAUUCAUCAAGACAUAUUCAAGAUGUGUUUUCCAAUGAAGUUUGCUCAUUCUUAGAUUGCCGCCGUUACUGGGAAGCACCAUUUCCUCAAGGGGCCUCCAUUGGAACAGCAGCGUACAUUAUAAUGUCCGUGAUUCUGGUGUUUUUCCUGAGUCUCUACUACUGCAUAGCUUACCAUUAUUUUUACACUGACUCCUUUAUCGACUACCAACCAAUGGAAUUUUCUAAAGGUGAACACGUUUACAACAACCCAACAACUUCCAAUGUAAACAUUCGCUACCGGCCGGCAACAAGGACUUUACAACAUCCUCUUGUAUGAAGAAUACAAACUUAACAGACACACACACACACACACACACAUUUUUUAAA